Messenger RNA from Notolabrus celidotus (New Zealand spotty), 616 nucleotides. RefSeq names its product ss18, like 2 (gene ss18l2). The record is from RefSeq and is a predicted model, not a curated record. Gene Ontology annotation, cellular component: nucleus. The transcript is spliced from 4 exons. Gene Ontology annotation, molecular function: transcription coactivator activity. Gene Ontology annotation, biological process: positive regulation of transcription by RNA polymerase II. Bases 56 to 364 code for a protein of 102 amino acids. NCBI's taxonomy places the organism in Eukaryota, Metazoa, Chordata, Actinopteri, Labriformes, Labridae.
UGCUGCUGCAACAAACCAACGAAGAAGAGGAGGAAGAAGACAAACAGGAAGUGUUAUGGUGCAAAGUAAAUUUUUCAAAAUGUCGAUUGUUUUCGUGCCAAAGAAAUUACGUGGAAAAGCGAAAAUUAACCAAGAAACAAUACAAAGGCUGCUGGAUGAAAAUGACCAAUUAAUCCGAUGCAUCGCUGAAUACAUGCAGAAAGGACGAGCGGUGGAGUGUGUACAAUACCAACAGAUCCUGCAUCGUAACAUUGUCUAUCUGGCAACCAUAGCUGAUGCCAGCCCAGACUCGGUGGCCCCUGCUUCAAGUUCUACAUCCAGUGAAGCCUCAGCAACUGCUGUGAAUGAACAUGGAGGGACAUGAAGAUCGCUGCCUCUGUCUGUGGAGUUGGGAUUUAUAUUUUAAUAUUUGAUGUCAAGAAUUAUUUUGCAUAACUAAGUAUUUAGAAGAAGUUUUACUCUUCCCAAUCAUGUUUCCCAUUUCAGGUUUACCUGUGUUAUUGUUCAGUAAUACCACCGGAUAUUUAUUAUGCACGAGGAGAUUCUGUGAAUACCAAGUGGCAUUCUUUGAUACCAUUUGGUUUGUACAUUAAAGAGAGAUUUGCUAUUUUUGGAA